Molecule: messenger RNA, 2455 nt
Organism: Prinia subflava (tawny-flanked prinia)
Lineage: Eukaryota; Metazoa; Chordata; Aves; Passeriformes; Cisticolidae
Gene: CASP9
Product: caspase 9
Exons: 11
Coding region: 750-2012 (420 amino acids)
Biological process (GO): intrinsic apoptotic signaling pathway in response to DNA damage; positive regulation of neuron apoptotic process; apoptotic process
Cellular component (GO): cytoplasm
Source: RefSeq, a predicted model, not a curated record
AGCACUGGCACAGGAGCAAGGGGCAGGAACUGAUGCACAGGAAGCUCUAUCUGAACAUGAGGAAGAACUUCUUUGCUGUGCGGGUGACAUAGUGCCUAGAGAGGAUGUGGAGUGUCCAUCCCUGGAGAUAUUUUAAAAAAACCCAACAAAACACCGAACCACAAAAGGACGGAAUCCUGUUUCGUUUGCUCUGGGGCGGCCCUCCUGGACCACACCAGAGCGACUCUUCCACCCUGACUCCGUGUGUGAUUCUGGGACUCCGAGGCGGCGGCGCUUCCGGGCAGCGAGCGGCGGUUCCGGGGCAAGGCGGCGGCUCCGGGGCGGGACCGGCGGCGGCUCCGGGGCGGGACCGGCGGCGGCUCCGGGCACUGAGCGGCGAGUGCAAGGCAGAGCAGCGGCUCUGGGAAGGGACCGGCCGCGGUUCCUGGGCACUGAGCGGCGGUUCCGGGCAUUGAGCGGAGGUUCCCGGGCAUUGAACGACGGCUCCGGGCAUUGAGCGGCGGCUCCGGGCAUUGAGCGGAGGUUCCCGGGCACUGAGCGGCGGUUCCCGGGCAUUGAGCGGAGAUUCCUGGGCAUUGAGCGGCGGUUCCCGGGCAUUGAGCGGAGAUUCCUGGGCAUUGAGCGGCGGUUCCCGGGCAUUGAGCGGAGAUUCCUGGGCACUGAGCGGCGGUUCCCGGGCAGAGCGGCGGUUCCCGGGCACUGAGCGGAGGUUCCCGGGCAGAGCGGCGGUUCUGCCAGCCCAGGGCUCCAUGGAGGAGCAGCAGCGGCGGGCGCUGCGGCGCGGGCGGGCCCGGCUGGUGGCGGCGCUGCGGGUGGAGCCGCUCUGGGACCCUCUGGAGCAGCGCGGGCUCUUCACCCGGCCCAUGCUGGAAGAGCUGCAGAGCGCUGGCAGCCGAGGAGAGCAAGCCCGGCAGCUGAUCAUUGACCUGGAGACUCGAGGGAAGCAGGCUUUCCCUGCCUUCCUCUCCAUCCUGCGGGACACCGGGCAGGGCGACCUCGCCGAGAUGCUGAUCCAGGAGUGCGAAUCCCGGCCGGUGCCGCCGCAGCUGCCGGAGCUGCGGCCCGUGGAGCUGGAGCCGCGGGAGGGGAAACAUCAUAAAAAUGUGACCCCUCAUGAACGUUUGUCUAUCCCAGUCCAAGCCGAGAGUGAAAGACCUCGAAUGCCUCCUGUGCUGACCCAGGGUUCAGCUGUUGGCAAGAGGAGUUCUGAUGAGGAUUAUAAGAUGAGAGCGGAUCCCUGCGGACACUGCCUGAUCCUCAACAAUGUGAAUUUCUCCAGAGACUCGGGUCUGUUGACCCGAGAAGGCUCCGACAUCGACUCUGAGAAGCUGGAGAGGCGCUUCAAGGCCUUCCAUUUCACCGUCCUGACCCGGCGGGAUCUGACUGCUCAGGAAAUGGUGUUGGAGCUGCUGAAGCUGUCACGGCAGGACCACAGUGCUUUGGACUGCUGUGUUGUGGUCAUCCUUUCCCAUGGCUGUCAGGCAAGCCAUAUUCAGUUUCCUGGAGGCGUUUACGGAACGGAUGGAAAAGCCAUUCCCAUAGAAAAGAUUGUGAACUAUUUCAAUGGGUCCAAUUGCCCGAGUUUGAGAGGAAAACCCAAAGUGUUCUUCAUCCAGGCCUGUGGUGGAGACAAAAGAGAUCAAGGCUUUGUAGUGGAUUGUGACUCUCCUGAGGAGGAGGCUCCUGGGGGUUCUUUGGAAUCGGACGCGACCCCAUUUCAGGUUCCAUCAGAAAACAGGGAUGAGCCCGACGCCGUUGCCAGUUUGCCCACACCCAGUGACAUCUUGGUUGCCUACUCAACUUUUCCAGGUUUUGUCUCCUGGAGGGAGAAGUCGAGUGGCUCGUGGUAUGUGGAAACGCUGGAUAGUGUGCUGGAGCAAUAUGCCCAUUCAGAAGACCUGGUCAGCAUGUUAGUGAGGGUGGCACGGGCUGUCUCUGCCAAGGAGAGGUACAAGCAGAUGCCGGGGUAUUUCAAUUUCCUCCGUAAAAAUUUCUUCUUCAUGUGUGACUGACACGUGGGCUUCGAGCCGCCUGCCAAGCGCUGGAGGUUCUCCCUGUGCCUGAAGGAAAUCUGUGCCCACCACGGCUUGGUGUCAGUGCUCCUGGUGGAUUCUGUCUGCGUGUCCAGAUGCGUGUCUGGAGAAAUGUGAUCUGCCAGCUCUGGCUUUGCCGUGGAGAUGAGAUGGAGAUUGUGCUGUGCCGAGGGGAAGUGUUGUGGAUGGAAGUCCCUUUGCUGGAGACCAGAGCCAGAGGAGAGCACUUCUGGCUCAUCCUGACACAGCCACGCUCAGCCUCAGAGUGUUUUUCUCUGCUGAUCAUGGUAUUUGUGUCCUGUGCUGCCUGGGUAACUGAUGGAGGGGACCAGGCUCUGAUGUUCAAGUGAAACGAGAUGAGUGUUGCAGUCAAUGUUUCUAAUAAAUGCAAUUAAAGAGCAAAUCUUUAGCUGUAUUUCCUU